GAAAACGACGGCUUGCAACAUGUGGUCCAAAAUAUUCCUAGCUACUUUCCUGCUAGGGUUGACGUUGGCCGAGAAGAAGAACGUAACCGAACAAUCGGUGGAAGCACCAGCCCCAGGUGCAAAGGAAAAGCGUCAGACGGAACAUGAAACGCGCUCGGUUCCUCUAUCGCUAAUUGCUAACCGUCGCCAGCAGGCUCUUCAUCAGCAGCAACAGCAGGAAUACUAUCAGAGCGAGGAAGGUUCGUUCUAUGCAGCCCAGCCAAGCUCCGGUCAGCCGUCGAUCGCCUACAAACCGUCCGCUGCCGGUGCUCACAAAGCAGCCAACUCGCAGGAACAGCAACCACAGUACCAGGAGUUGCCUCCCGAGUACAUCAGUCUGUUGCAUCAACUGGCCGAACAUCAGCCCAAGGCAUCCGCGCUGAAGCAAGGCAAGGCCGUCAGUCAGCAAUACGAGCCCCAAAGUCACGCGCAACACUCGAAGCCCAACCAGGUUCAGUACAUUACCGAGGAAGAGUAUGCGCAGCUGCUAAAGCAAGCCCAACAGCAAGGUCCCCCAGCAGCUCAUCAUCAUCAUCAACAACCACCGCAGGGCCUCCAAGCGUACGGAAGACCGUCGGCUCACAGUCCUCCGUCAGCGUCUCACAAGUAUCGGCCAUCAAUCCAGCUGCUAGAGACGGCCGAAGAACAGCAGGGAUCGUACGGACAGCAGGAGGGUGAGCAGUAUCGCAUCCAGUACAAGAGCAUCCAGCAGGCCGGCACAGUGACACCCGUCCCGAAGCCAGUUAGCUCUUUUUCCUUCGAAAACGAACUCGCUAAAUUGGUUGAGUCAAACCGUCCGCUAGCAUACCAUUCGGUGCCCCAUCACCCUGGUCGUCAGCAUGACAGUCAGCACGAGGCUCAACGGUACGGCCCUACACCGAGUCCACAAUCGCAUGAAUACACCUACGUCCAGGCAGGUCCCGCACAUGGUCGCGAACAUGGCGCACCACAACCGCCAAAGCAAUCGAUCAAAGCUCAGUAUAUUGCUCCAUUCGCCCAAGGUUUACCACUGUCUGGGCCGAAGAUAAGCCCCGCUCAUCUGCAGGUUGGACCGCAAAAAUUCGUUGACAGUGCUCCACCGGCCCAGAAGUAUCAGUUCAUUGCUCAACCUGAGCAAUCGGGUCCUUCGAAAGCCCAGCUCCAUCAUCAUCAACAGCAACAGCAGCACCAACAACAGCAACAGCAUCAUCACCAUCAUCAAGCACCAGCUCACCAGGGCCAACAGUACUUUGCCGAAGUAUCGCCGAAGCAGCAGGCAGGAACUCCGUCGCCAAAAAUCCAGUACUACAUUCCGAAGGAGAAGAACGUGCAGAUCUACUACCAGCAGGCGCAGCAGCAGCAACAACAACAACAACAGGUGAUUGAGCAACAUUCGCCACAGCAUCCGAUGAAGAUUGUCGAGGCUCCUCAGCUGCAGAACGAGAAACCCCAAAAAACGGUCCAAUCUCACCAUCGUUCAAAGCCUGCCGAGCAGCAGCAGCAGCAGCAAGUUCAUCAGCACCGUUAUGCACCUCGGGACAAGCAACAGGACUCGAUCGAUCCGCAUGCACCGUCCCGUUCGGCUAUCUACGUUUCGCAAUCUACCGGCGUUAACCAGGCUACGGCGGCUGCCACUCCAGCACCUUCCGCACAUGGACACAAAAUUCCACCGAAAAUUGACCGACCCCUGACGCAGGAAGAAUUCCAAGCUCUGGUAGAUGCUGGAUAUUCUGUAGUUCCAGUCCCGGUGCCCGUUCCCGUGCCAAUCUCUCAGUAUCAGCAGCAGCAGCAAGCAGCACAUCAUGCAGGUCAUCCUGGAGCGCCCCAUCCAGGAGCACGUGGUGGACCACAUCCCACACCGGCUGCCCGACAGGCUGCUCAGGCAUCUCGCUACCACCAUCUUCACCAGCUAGCGACGGCAGAAAAUAACCCCAACCAGGUUGUGACGUACUUGCGCCCGCUACAUCUCGAUCCGUUCUCGGCUGGUGUUCGAGGACCGCACAAAGCUGCUCCGUGA
Anopheles maculipalpis is the source of this 2035-nucleotide messenger RNA. RefSeq lists its product as uncharacterized. NCBI's taxonomy places the organism in Eukaryota, Metazoa, Arthropoda, Insecta, Diptera, Culicidae. The transcript is spliced from 4 exons. The record is from RefSeq and is a predicted model, not a curated record. The coding region runs from base 20 to 2035 and encodes 671 amino acids.